Molecule: messenger RNA, 1132 nt
Organism: Schistocerca nitens (vagrant locust)
Lineage: Eukaryota; Metazoa; Arthropoda; Insecta; Orthoptera; Acrididae
Product: glutamate-gated chloride channel-like
Exons: 10
Coding region: 83-1132 (349 amino acids)
Biological process (GO): signal transduction; chemical synaptic transmission; chloride transmembrane transport
Cellular component (GO): neuron projection; membrane; synapse
Molecular function (GO): transmembrane signaling receptor activity; extracellular ligand-gated monoatomic ion channel activity; chloride channel activity
Source: RefSeq, a predicted model, not a curated record
GCCUGCAGAGCGAGCUGCGCGCCGCCGCCACCACCCACAGGGUACACGGAGAGGCCGGGGCCGACUGCUCGCAGACUUCACUAUGGCUGCCGCUGAGUGUCCGGCGGUGGUGCGGCUCGCCGGACUAGCGACGGUGCUGCUGCUGCUGCUGCUGCUGCCCGGCGUGAGAGCCAUCACUGGAGAGUCUGAGAUCCUGGAGCGUAUACUGAACCCCACCAAGUACGACCGCAACGUGAGGCCGCCAGCAGAAAACGGCACAGGGGGACCGGUCGAUGUCAAAAUAGAUCUUCUCCUCCGCAGGCUAUUGGCAGUCAGCGAAGCUAAUAUGGACUUCACUGCGCAGCUGACGGUGGUUCUGACGUGGCACGACCCACGCCUCAGGUACGACGACAUGGACACGGGACGCCGGCGCUUCGUGACGCUGACGGAGGUGAGCCGCGCCUGGCAGCCAGACGUGUUCUUCAGCGAGGAGAAGCAGGGCCACGUGCACGACAUCGUCACGCCCAACGUCUACAUGCGCAUCUCACCCGACGGCCUGGUGCGCUUCAGUGUCAGGACAUCGAUGGCGUUCGCAUGUGACAUGGAUUUCCGCCGGUAUCCGAUGGACACACAGACCUGCACUAUCUCUAUGCAGAGCUACGGGUACACCGAGGAGGACCUGCGGCUGUCGUGGAGCAACCGUGACGAGGUGCACUUCGUGAAGCAGCACAGCUCCGCCGGGCUGUUCUCCAUCGCCAGCCUGCAGGCCGCCAACUGCACCGCCAGGGCGCGCGGAGCGGCGACGAGCUGCUUGCGGGCGGUGGUGCGGCUGUGGCGGGACCCGCGGCCGGCACUGCUGCGCGCCUACCUGCCGAGCGCGCUGCUGGUGGCGACGUCGUGGGCCGCCUUCUGGAUGCGCCGGCGCUGGGGCCGCGUCGCCAAGCUGCUGUCGCAGGCGGCGGGCGCGGCGCGCGCCCCCUCGGCGGACGAGGCCGAGGCCGAGGGAGAGGAGAGCCGCUCGGAGGGCGGCUGGCUGCGCGCCUGGCUGGGCUCCCCGGCGGUCGGCGGCCGCCUCGACAUCGUCUGCCGCGCCGGCUUCCCCGCCGCCUUCGCGCUCUUCAACCUCACCUACUGGGUCGCCGUGCUCAACUAG